Molecule: messenger RNA, 2196 nt
Organism: Drosophila ananassae
Lineage: Eukaryota; Metazoa; Arthropoda; Insecta; Diptera; Drosophilidae
Exons: 2
Coding region: 38-985 (315 amino acids)
Biological process (GO): DNA integration
Molecular function (GO): nucleic acid binding
Source: RefSeq, a predicted model, not a curated record
UGUCCCCAUACUUCGACGAGGACGAACUCAGCCCGAGAUGGGUCCCCUACCAGAGGACCGGCUGGAGGCCAACGGAUGGCCCUUUAAGUUCACUGGUUUGGACUAUUUUGGACCGCUAUUUGUGACGGUUGGACGACGCACGGAGAAGAGGUGGGUGGCUGCUCACGAUUUGUCCACCGAUUCCUGUAUAAUCGCCAUGAGAAACUUUAUGUGCCGACGUGGACCCGUCGUCAGGAUUAGGAGCGAUAAUGGGAAGAACUUCGUUGGAGCCGACCGCGAAGCCAGGAGGUUCAGCGAAGUGUUCGAGCCUGCACAGAUCCAGGGCGAGCUGUCGUCCAAAGGAGUCGAAUGGGUCUUCAAUUGCCCGGCGAACCCAGCUGAGGGUGGCGCCUGGGAAAGGAUGGUGCAGUGUGUGAAGAAGGUGCUGGCGCACACAAUGAAAGAACUUGCGCCCAAGGAGCACGUACUGGAGAACCUGCUGAUUGAGGCGGAGAGCAUAGUGAACUCUCGUCCGCUCACUCAUCUACCAGUGACGGUGGACCAGGAGGCUCCACUGACACCCAACGAUUUGCUGAAGGGAGCACCCGAUCUUCCAGACCUUCCCAAGGAUGACGGACAGGAGGUCGUGAGAUGCGCUACCAGGAAGCAGUGGCGCAUAGCGAGGAUGAUGCGGGACCGUUUCUGGAAGAGAUGGGUGCAUGAGUACCUGCCUACACUUGUGCGCAGGGAGAGAUGGUGCAAGCACGUCGAGCCAAUUCGCCGAGGAGACCUGGUGUUCAUCUGUGAUCCUGCCAUACCACGAAGGGAGUGGAAACGAGGCGUCGUGGAAGAGGUGUUCACCGGAAGAGAUGGAGUACCUCGUCGAGCGGCAGUGCGGACUAACGAUCGAGCCAAGACUAUAAUGCGUCCCGCUUCGAAGUUAGCUGUCCUGGAUGUGGUGAAUGCGGCUGCUUCACGGGGGUGGGGAUGUCGCGGAACGGAUUAGGUUAUCGAUAGUUAGUUAAGUUUAAAUUAAGCGCCACAGUAUUUUUGUAUCGAUAGCUUUGGUAUUUUAAGUUUAGAUUAUUUGGUCCCACGAAAAAAAGGUAAACAGAGGGAAACAAUUGGCGGAACCAGCAAAUAAGACCGAUUUGCGCCAUCACGAAAGAGGGAAGAGAAACUGCGAAUAAAACCGAUCAAAAAGCACAGAACUCCAACUGUUGUCCAGCACUAGUGCUUGAAGUGUUUAAAGGCAUUCCCCGUGAUCGGCCAAGCGGCGACAAUGGUGUUAAAGUUUUUCGCGCAAAAUAUUUCGAAUGACAAGAAAAUAUUAGUGAAUCAUAACCAAUAUCGAAUAUGCGUAAUUUCGAACUCUAGCAACAGCAGAGGGCCGGCAGAAUUACUUCGCCUACUUUUUUUUGACGUUCGAAGGGCAAACCUUAUUGAAUUGUUUUUGUUUUUCGAACGAAAUUUAACAUUACGGCCGGAAAAGGCGGUGCCAGGAAUUUCAGUACUGCUGGGAGUAAAUAGCAAUAUAUUGAAACAAACCACACGUACUCAAAUGUGUGCGUUUAUUUCGCAGCUUAGAGAGCUGAGCUGAGAGAAAACAUAGAUUUCUUUAAAAAAAUUGCAUAAACAUACUUGAAGAACAAUUUCUGAAAUUUUCAAAAAGAAAUAUUAAGCAGUCAGUCAUUGAGACGUCAUUUCUGGUGAGCCCUCGGAAAAAAGUGCUUUCGCGUUGACAGCACAAUUCCCGACAAAAUCAUGACAAAUGAAAAAACUAAACAUUUCCUUGUGAACUGAAAAAAUUCAAAUAUUAGUGAAAUUCGUUAAAAUUUUUUUUUUUAAAUAGUUGUGAUACUUCGUUUAAGUUCUCGAGAAUCGAAUCCCGAAGGCCUGUGCAAAAUUUGAUCAAGAUCGGUUGAGUAGUUCCGAGAAAUCUUGUCAACCGACUUUGAAAACAUAGUUUUGAGAAAAACGCGUUUAAAGUGUGCGCUCUGCACCUGACCUCGAGCGUCCACCUUUUCAAGGAAGUAUCUCCGAAACUUUUAUUCGAAUCGACUUGAAAAUUUUGGACAAUAUUCUCGAAACUCUGUAUAAAUUUAUAAGACAAUAAAAAAAAUCUAUUUUUUUGAAGCUACCAAACCCACCUAACCAUUUUACUCAAAGGGGGUGAAAAUUUCUCCAAAAAUAAAGGUAAUGAAUGAAAUAAAAAAC